This is a messenger RNA of Trematomus bernacchii (emerald rockcod), 2547 nucleotides long. RefSeq names its product extracellular calcium-sensing receptor-like. Bases 16 to 2547 code for a protein of 843 amino acids. Gene Ontology annotation, molecular function: G protein-coupled receptor activity. Gene Ontology annotation, cellular component: membrane. The record is from RefSeq and is a predicted model, not a curated record. Gene Ontology annotation, biological process: G protein-coupled receptor signaling pathway. The transcript has 6 exons. Lineage: Eukaryota; Metazoa; Chordata; Actinopteri; Perciformes; Nototheniidae.
CUCUUACAUCUGUUAAUGGUGGCAUCUAUCUCUCAGGCUGAGGAGCCAGUGUGCACACAGAGAGGGGACCCUGAGAUCCCUCAGAUGUUUAAGGAUGGGGACAUAAUGUUGGGGGGAAUCUUCGCUUUCCACAGCAGCUGGAAGAACAGACAGGAUUCCUACAUGGACAAACCACUGCCACUGCAAUGCACCAGCUUGAAUUUCAGAGGGUUCCAGUUUGCCCAGGCUAUGCUAUUUGCCGUAGAGGAGAUUAAUAACAGCACGGACCUAUUGCCUGGCAUCUCUCUGGGCUAUAGGAUCUAUGAUUCCUGUGGCUCAAUUGCCAAAAGUGUGAGGGUUGCAUUGGCCUUUGCAAAUGGUAAUGAAGUUGUAUCACAACCCUCUGAAGUACCAUGUACAAGACCUGCCCAAGUGCAGGCCAUUAUGGGAGAACAUUCUUCCUCUCCUUGCAUGGCUAUGGCUGCUGCCAUCGGACCCUUUCAUAUUCCAAUGAUCAGCCACUUUGCUACGUGUGCCUGUCUCAGUGAUAAAUCCAAGUACCCAUCCUUCCUCAGAACAAUACCCAGUGACUACUACCAGAGCAGAGGCCUGGCUCAGCUGGUUAAGCAUUUUGGUUGGACUUGGGUUGGAGCUAUUAGAACAAAUGAUGAUUAUGGAAACAACGGUAUGGCCACAUUCACAGAAACAGCCCAGCAGCUUGGCAUCUGUCUUGAGUACUCUGUGUCCUUCUUUAGAACCGAUCCACCAGACAAAAUACAAAAGAUAAUUGACAUUAUCAAGGCUUCCACUUCCAAGGUGAUCAUUGCUUUCCUCUCCCACAUGGAUUUGGAUGUGAUACUACAUGAAUUUUCUCACCACAACUUGACUGGGUACCAGUGGAUAGGCUCUGAGGGCUGGAUCCUUGAUUCACAAAUUGCAACCGUGGAUAAGCAUCACAUUCUAGACGGUUCUAUAGGCCUGUCUAUCCCCGAAGUACAUGUCAGUGGCAUGAGGGAGUUCAUGUUGGAUGUGAGGCCGCUCAAUGUAUCUAGUAAUGAAAUGUUUACAACGUUUUAUGAGACGUUAUUUAGCUGUAAGUUCAAGCAGUCAAAGUCUUCAUCAAGAAAUCAGAAAGAAUGUACUGGACGUGAAGAUUUGACUGAAGUGCAAAACAGCUUCACCGAUAUGUCUCUGAUGCCUAUCUUUAACAAUGUCUAUAAAGGAGUGUAUGCUGCGGCCCACGCACUUCAUGUUAUCCUCAGCUGUAACAACACAUGUAACACCAAGGUGCAGCUAGAUCCAUUUACGAUUUUACAGCACAUAAGAACUAUUCACUUUAAAACAAAGGAAGGAGAAGAGGUUUACUUCAAUGAAAAUGGAGACCCAGCAGCAAAGUAUGAAAUUAUAAAUUGGAAGCCAAGAGAAAAUGACAUUGUGGACUUUGUCACAGUUGGCCUUUAUGAUGCAUCUUUACCUGCAAACAAACAGCUAAAUCUGCAAAAUGAGUCUAUAACUUGGACACAGAACUCCCAACAGGUGCCUGUGUCAGUUUGCAGUGAAGAAUGUCUUCCAGGAACUCGCAAGGUUCUCCAAAAAGGAAUGCCUGUCUGCUGCUAUGACUGUAUAAGAUGUGCAGAGGGAGACAUCAGCAACAGUACAGAUUCGAUCACCUGUGUGCGGUGUCACCCUGAGUUCUGGUCAAAUGAAAGAAGAGAUGCCUGUGUAAAGAAGGAGGCAGAGUUUCUGUCAUAUGAAGAGAUUAUGGGAGCGCUGCUCACUGCAGCAUCCUUAUUUGGAACAUGCAUCACAGCUGUUGUGGCAUUCAUUUUCUUCAGAUACAGGAAAACUCCAAUUGUCAGGGCGAACAACUCUGAGCUGAGCUUCCUGCUGCUCUUCUCCUUGACUCUGUGUUUCCUGUGUUCUCUGACCUUCAUCGGUCGGCCCUCAAAUUUGUCCUGCAUGCUGCGACACACAGCAUUCGGCAUCACCUUUGUCCUCUGUAUCUCUUGUGUUCUGGGGAAAACUAUAGUGGUGCUAAUGGCCUUCAGGGCUACACUUCCAGGCAGUAAUAUGAUGAAGUGGUUUGGGCCUGCCCAGCAGAGACUAACUGUUCUGGGUUUUACUCUAAUACAAGUAAUGAUAUGUAUCCUCUGGUUAACAAUUUCUCCUCCUUUUCCUUUUAAGAAUCUUAAAGACUUCAAAGACAAAAUAAUCUUAGAGUGUGCUUUGGGCUCAGCUUUGGGCUUUUGGUCUGUACUUGGGUACAUAGGACUACUGGCCAUUUUAUGUUUCAUUCUUGCUUUUCUGGCUCGUAAACUGCCUAAUAACUUUAAUGAAGCCAAAUUUAUAACCUUUAGCAUGCUGAUAUUCUGCGCUGUAUGGAUCACUUUCAUCCCAGCGUAUGUAAGCUCUCCUGGAAAGUUUAGUGUUGCUGUAGAGAUAUUUGCUAUUCUGUCCUCCAGUUUUGGACUGCUCUUUUGUAUUUUCAUCCCAAAAUGUUAUAUCAUCUUACUCAAACCAGAGAGGAAUACAAAAAAAUAUAUAAUGGGAAAGGGAGCCCUAAAAUAA